Polistes dominula (European paper wasp) is the source of this 5284-nucleotide messenger RNA. RefSeq lists its product as uncharacterized. The record is from RefSeq and is a predicted model, not a curated record. Gene Ontology annotation, molecular function: transcription corepressor activity. Lineage: Eukaryota; Metazoa; Arthropoda; Insecta; Hymenoptera; Vespidae. Gene Ontology annotation, cellular component: transcription regulator complex; histone deacetylase complex. Gene Ontology annotation, biological process: negative regulation of DNA-templated transcription; regulation of transcription by RNA polymerase II.
UCGUCGUCGUCGUUGUCGUCGUCGUCGACGUCGACGUCGUUGCUGUCGCCGCCGUCGUCGUCGUCGUCGUCAUCGAUAUCCUUGCAAAUGAUUAUACGGGGGGCGCGUUUCUGUCGCGCGCAUCCUUUUUCGAUAUAGCGUAUCGUAAUCUAAAUCGAGUGAGUUAGUGACGUCACGCGCGUUCACCACGAGUCACGAAUUCGCGCGCGCGGCAAGUGCAUCGCGGCAAGUGUUUCCUCUUUCCCUCUCUGUUUCCCUCCCUCUUGAUCCGCCUUUCCCUUGGUUCAUUCGGUCGGUCCGCGGGUAGUUUUCUCUCUCUUGGGGAAGUCUCUUCGAAUCCCCCACGGAACGGAACGGCCUUGAAGCGGCGUCCUUGGGAGCGGCCUUGGGAACGGCCUUGGAAGACGCGCACGUUGUCGCGCGCGCUCUUUUAACGUUGACUUUCUCGAUCCACCACCACCACCACCACCACCACCAGCACCAGCACCAACAGCACCACCACCUUCGUCAUCGUAGUCGGAUACUUUAAGCUAAAUUAUGACGUAAAGAAAAGUACAAGACGACGACGAUCGGUUCGAUUUAUCGGCCCUCGGAAUGUGCUCUUCCUUUGAAACCUACGCCGACACGCUUUUCCCUUGGAAUCGCCAUCGACAUGAAUUGGCAUCAUUGACGUCGUCAUCGGAAGUUUAUGCGACAAAGAGUGUUGGAUGCACUUAUCUGAACAAGCCGAGAAUUACACACGUUCGUCGAGGGGUGCGUAAAAACAGUGACAGCGUGCUAGUGGAUACAGAUCCAACUCGAGUUAGCAACAUGACGGCCAUUAACUCGGGUCCGGUCGGGGAGGUGGGCGGCGUUAGGCUGCCACUGCAAUCCUUAAAUGGAUACGGGUCCUUGUUCAUGUACUCGUCGUUAACGAGUCCCAACGGUGGUGGCGGCCAGGCUACUGGAGGCGGGGGCGAAGUCACCCUCCGCCUCCGCGAACCGGAGGACAUACCGGAGGAUGUGCUCGCUCGUCUCGACGACACUGCCACCCUUUCCAUCUCCCUUCAAGGCGAUGCAGUCCUGAGGCUAGGGGCGGCUGCCGCAGGAAAUGGCAGCUUGGAGCUGUUCGAUAGCGAGAGUGGGCCGGAUCUCACGUUAUCGCCGCAAACCUUUACAUCAACGGCGGAAGCUUUCAUCAACGAUAAUAGCGAUAGCCUCGGUGUUCCGGGAGACAACGAUACGGGUAGCAGCGAGGAAUCGAAAGCGGGCACUGGUGAUCCCGGAAAACGAGGAGUAAAGAGACCAAGGUCAAAAGCUUCCUCGCCGGUCAGGCAAGGACCACAGCAAUGUCAGGUAUGCGGGAAGGUGUUCAGCAACGCAUCGGCGCUCACGAAGCACAAAUUGACGCACAGCAACGAGAGGAAAUAUGUGUGCCUGAUGUGCGGAAAGGCGUUCAAGCGGCAGGACCACUUGAACGGUCACAGGCUGACGCAUCGAAACAAAAAGCCGUUCGAGUGCAAGGCCGAGGGUUGUGGAAAGUCCUACUGCGAUGCGAGAAGUUUAAGAAGACACAGAGAAAAUCAUCAUGCCGGUAGCAAAGGAAACGAGAGCGUCAAUCCGAGCAGUCCGACGACAGGGCCUAACACGCCAAACACACCUGGUUCCAAUCCGAGCACUCCUAGUACGCCUGGUGGCACUUCGACGUCGAGCGGACACGGGCACACUGCCUUGAAACAACUCUUAGCCACGGAACCAACGAACCAACAACAAAAGAGUGCAUCGUCUCCGGGUGCCAGCAACGAUGGCCUCACGAAACAACAGCUUGAACUUAUUCAACAAAUCAUGCAACAAACGCAGCAGCAACAACAGCAACAACAACAGACGUCAGCAAAUGGUUCGGCAAUUGCACCGAGCACCACGCAAAUCCAGAAAAGUCAAAAGCCGUCGAUCAAAUCAAACGCAUCGCUCAGCAAUCUAUCGAAUAAUUCCGGAAGUUCUAACACGCCUAAUAACGCGCGAUCCAGUCCAAAGCCGAAAGCUUGGAACCACUCGCAGCAACAGCAGCAACAACAGCAAACUCAACAGCAAACUCAACAGCAACAACAACAGCACCAGCAGGCUCAGCAACAGCAACAAGUUAAUUCGCCUGGAAACGGAAACGUCGGAAAGGGUAGUCUCUCGCCGGGAAAUUCAACCUCUCCUGGAGCAAUUGUUGCAUCAAAUAAAUCUCAGGCCGAACUGAAACCAGUGCAGUGUAAUUUAUGCCAUAGAAAAUUUAAAAACAUACCCGCACUCAAUGGCCACAUGAGACUGCAUGGCGGUUACUUCAAAAAGGAUGCCGAGAAUAAGAAAAGUGAAAAAAAAGAAGUCGUCGGACCGCCUUUACAAACGGUCUCUAAUAGCGUCAGAGCACUAAUCGAGGAGAAGAUCAUUCAAAAGAGAACAACCGCUGCGGACGCGAACAUCAAUCAGCAACCUCGAGUGAAUAAUAGUAACAUAUUUACGAGUCAAGUAGAUAACGGCUCUCAAAUCAACGGAAAAACCAGCUUUGCUGUACCAGCACCUCCACCUUUGGCAACAAGCGAAAAAGUACGUAGGUUUUCUGAUGGAGAACACUUUCGGCAACCGAACGUCACCGUAUGUGGGCACACAACUGUGCAAAAACAACUUCAGGAAGCGCAAACGCAAGCACAAGCGCAAGCACUGGCCGAUAUGAUACUGAAGAAUACCACAAAGAUGGCUGUUAAAAGAACCACAUCCGAUCCUGGUCAAAGAUUGCAUCUUACGUAUCAAUCGUCGGUGCAAUCUACGACGAGUAGUCAACAACAACAACAACAGCAACAACAACAACAACAACAACAACAACCUCAAGCAACAUCCGCCGUUACAGAAUCCUUCACAAUGGCAGGAUACUCUGAAGAUGGUGGUUACUUCAGCCCAAGUUUACAAGAUGAAGUAUUUCAGCAGGUUACAACUGUAUCAGAUAGCGUUCUUCCUCAUGCUACUCAAUUGGAUUCUAUUCAAUUUCAGACUGCGAACUUAUUGCAAGAACAAUCUACUGAGCAAUUGCAAGACAUAACGCUUGAAGAUAGAUAUUCGUCGCAACACACGGUCAAUCCAGAUCUCCAGGCCUUAGUAAACUCACCGCUCCCAGAUUCUUUGGCAGAAUUUAGUACUUACGGUGCCCAAUAUACAGAAAGUCCGCACACGUUGCCAACGCAAUCACCGCUACCAUCUCCGCUUACAAGACAUGACAGCCCUAGUUUUACAUAUCCAACGCCACCGGCCAGUCAGGAAGGACUUCUUACUGGGAGUCUUCCUUUGUUGAGUCCUCAAGAAGAUCCCGAAUCGGUCCGUCAAGUUUCAUCGCCUUUAUCCGCGGCUUUUUACACGACAACGAUGUCUUCGGCGGCGGCGGUGGAAGAGGCUUUAAGCGAAGUAUUGCCUGGUGAAUCGGAAGCAGAUGCAGGUCUUUACGGAUCUCCAUCACCAAAUCCACAUUCACCGCUCCCAAGUCCACUAUCGGCAACGCCAGCACCUUCUCCUCUUUCAUCUUUGCCACCAUCAUCGGUGUCUUCUCCGGGACCUGUCACCUUUACUAAUACCAAUUUUCCCGUGUCACCUCAUCACGCUCUCCAAAGUCAAAUGAUGCCAAAUUCUGAAGAUCCGCUCUUAUCGUCGACACCAAAAGAUUUCACAACCUCUAGUCGCCGUAGAUUCGAAUUCCAAUCUUACAAACUCGUAACCAGUCAAAAUCUCGUCGACUUUGGCUUAGGAAACGGUAGCCUCGCAAGCAUAGUCGUCGACAACAACGGCGAAUUAAAACUCAUUCAAACGGCAGGUUUGCCGAAGACAAACGUUCUCGUGCAAGCGGGUUCCCUUAGUCCAGCGCUUGCAUUCAAGAAAGAAAUUCGACUAGCUACACCAAAAGUCGAGCCUGUUACCGUAAAUCUCGGCCUAAACGUACAAACGCAAAAUCAAUUUAAUGCAGGACAAUUCAAUCAGCAGCAAGUCGUUAAUCCGGCCAAGUUUUUAAUUCAAACUACUCACGCCGGAAAAAACAAUAGUUUAAGACAAAAUAAGGGCAUGAUAGGCAAUCUUUCGAUACCGAUAGAACAGAUAAAGGAAGAACUGUUGGACGAGGACGUUUUUCUUAGUCCUAGCAGCGUUUCCGUUGACAGCCCGAUGAUGCGACAAUGCAGGAAAAGGCAACGAAUGGAUGGCCAAUAUUCCAACAGCUCCUAUUCAUAUCCAUCAAAAUUAAGGAAACUCUGCGAUCGGCAUUGGGACAGUAGUUACACCCCACCGCCCAUAUUGGAUCCUACUCGUCUUGGUUCGGGGCUUUAUGCGAGACUGCAUCAAUACGAAAAAGAUUCGGAUUUCAGUUCGGAUGAUUCUCAAGGAAACGAAGGGCCACCACCAAGAAUCAACAUAGGCACCAGAUAUCAACCCACAAUUCCACCAUUAGGUUCCGACGUAGACAGAGGAAAAGGAGGACCCGAAGAGGACCAUCUUCUUUGGGAUCCAGGCAUAAAUGAUUUAGUCACUAACAACGAGUUGGAUAUGUACUUACAUUUUGCCUGUUGUGCCGGCAUACCAGGAGGCGGAAGAAAUACGGAAUAUGCGCUUCAUUUGUUACACAUGUGUAAAGGAAAUAUUCAUGAAGCUAUGCUGAAAUUGAUGAGACCAACGCCCACGUUACCUUCUGAACAUCCGUUGCUCAGCCAUGAAUGCCAUGAAUCAGACCGUUGGACAGCACACGAGAUGGAUACGUUCUAUCAAGGAUUACUUAAUUAUAAUAAGGAUUUUUCAUUAAUUUCACGAGACUUAGGGACUAAGUCAGUCAAGCAAUGUGUGCAAUUCUAUUAUCUCUGGAAAAGACUUUGUUCCGAUGAUUAUAAACGGCUACGCGUUCACCACGGAAAGGCCAAAAUUAAAAUUGAAAAUAAGGAUUGUAACGAUAUGAGAGAGCUUCGCGACGCCAUUUCAUCCGUUACAGAAAUGGACUUCAACGAAGAGAAAUCGAUCCUUCAUCGUACUCUAUUACAGACAAACGAGAGAGAAAAUUCAGCGACUUUUACUACCAGCGAAGGAGAAUUAAGAUUAUUCGCCUAUGACUGCCCCGAUAGUUUUCAACAAAGUGAAAAGCAGAAGCGCACACAUGAAGUCACACAGGUCAAUACCAUCCCCCGAUUCUACGGGUCAGGAGUCUAAACGUCCGAUGCAACAAUCGAAGCUGCAACAAUUGCAGCAACCGAAUCAACAAGUAAGACAACAGCAGCAGCAAGAGCAACAAAAACAG